AUGUCUUUUGGAAUGAGCGGUUUAUGGAAGGAAUACGAUAGUGAAUAUCAGCAUGUCAUUACAAAUUCUACUAUAGAUUCAACUACUGAAUUAAUAGAAGAGUCGGAUAAAAAAGUAGUUUAUAUGAAUAACUUAGAAAAAAGAAAACAAGUAUAUGGAAUAUGUGGAGAAUGUAAUGAACCUGGCACAGGAUGGUAUUGGUGUCAACCUUGUAAUGCUAAAAGACUUAAGGAUAACUUUAAAAAUUGGACUAGUGGAGAUAAAAAUAUUGAUGAAUUUAUACAACAAUCACAACUUAAUGCUGUGUACCUUAGUAAAUAUCUUGAAUGGAUACCUUUUGAAAAUUUUAAUAAUAUUACUUAUAUUACCAGAGGUGGAUUCGGUAAAAUCUAUUCAGCAAAAUGGCCUGAAGGAUAUAUUUAUUAUUGGGAUAUUGAAAAU
Rhizophagus irregularis DAOM 181602=DAOM 197198 is the source of this 441-nucleotide messenger RNA. Lineage: Eukaryota; Fungi; Glomeromycota; Glomeromycetes; Glomerales; Glomeraceae. The record is from RefSeq and is a predicted model, not a curated record.